AUGGUUAAGUAUCAAUUCACAAGUUAAGACGUAGAGUAAUAGGCAAACCAAUUAGAGAGAUUAAAAGAAAUUAUUGAAAAAUAAGCAAGGAUCAUUGAAAAAUUGGAAAAUAAAAAUAAUGAUUUGAGGUUUUAAGUUGAGAAACUGUCCUUAUAAUUGGAGGAGCAAUAAGGCAAAUCUUAAAAAGAUAGUGAUUUAUUAGAAAUUAAAGAGGAAAAGUAGGAUUAAGAUGGUUCCAUAAUAUAACAAUAGAAAAUAGAAAAUAUUUUUGUUUAAAACACAUAGAGUCUUUUCCCUGCUCGCAAUGAAUUAACUCCACAUCAACAAUCGAGUUUUAUUCCUCCUUAUAACGAAUAAACUCUACAUCAUCAACCUAUUAACCUUUUUAAUUAAUAACCAAUUAAACUAAACAACAUUAAAGAGGAUAGUGAUAUAAGUUCUAAAAAUCAAUAAUUUUAAGACUAAUUCAAGGUGAAUGACAAAUUUUUCAGGGAAUAAAAAUAAUCUUAAUCAAAUGAUCCUAGCCUUAAUACAUCAUUAAUUUAGAAUAAUAAUUAAGAUAACAAUAAAAAUAAUGAUCCCUUUAUUGUGGAAAGUAAAUAAGAUUAUAAUAUUUUUGGUUAUCCCACUAAAAAUGAUCAGCCUUAAUAAUAAUCUAGUUUAUUUUAAAUUAAUUAACCUCCUCAAAAUCAAAAAGAAUAAAUGAUUUUGGAAGAAGUAGAGGAAGAGUAAGAUGAACCCUUAAUGUUUGGAGAUCCAUCAUCAAUUUAUUAUAACAAUCCUUUGGCCGAUAAAAGUAAAUAAAAUAAAGAAUAAGAAGUUGAAAAAGUUGAAGAGGUUGAAGAAGCUAUUAAGGAUUUAUAAAUAAAUGAAAAUUAAAAAGCAAAUUCUUAGUAAAAUAUCAAUGAUGCUUUGUCUAAAAGUGACGGUUCUGCUUAGCUUAAUUAAAAUGGAGAGGACUUUUAAUUUGAAGAAAAUAAUGAAUAAGAAUCAAUUUGA
Messenger RNA from Paramecium tetraurelia, 999 nucleotides. RefSeq lists its product as uncharacterized. NCBI's taxonomy places the organism in Eukaryota, Ciliophora, Oligohymenophorea, Peniculida, Parameciidae. The record is from RefSeq and is a predicted model, not a curated record. The transcript has a single exon.